GAUGACGUCUACUCCCCAGCCAACAUGGCGAAGAAACAACGUGGGAAAACAGCUCCGUCGUCAAAGACGGCGGUUAAAGCAAAACAGACAGAAAAUUUCAGUUUAGUUCUCGAGUCCAGUGACGAUGAGGCACCCGAGGAGGUAACAUUUGAAGACUCAAAGGCUGAAGCCUUACGGAGCAUGAAAGAGGCGCUGGACACGGCCAGAAGAGAAAAGGAGCUGCUGAAAGAGAAGAGGAGGAAGAGACAGGAGUUGUUCCAGGAACAGAAGAAAAGAAAACUCUUACCUGCUGACGUGUUGGAGGAAAUCGAUUCAGCUCCUUCAAAGAAGCAGAAACAGUCUGAGGAUGAAGCUGAAGAGGAGCAGCAGGAGGCUGAAAAGGACGAGACGAGGAAGGAGAAAAAGAAGAGGAGCAAGAAACUGGCGCAUGCCCGAAAUCUGAAGGGAAACUACACGGUGAAGACGGUGAAGGAGCGAGGGUCAGCGUCCUUCCAGCAGCAGGUGGCGCAGGAUUUCCUCCAGUCCAGACUGUACGGACCAGGAAGCUGCAGGACCACAAGUAACGAGCUGCUCUCCCUCCAGAACAAGAAGGGGAGGAAUAAAAGUGCAGCGGUGCAGUUUGUCAAGAAAGACUGGGCCUGUAACGAAAAAGCCAAAGCAGAGAAGCUGAAGAAGAGGUGGAUCCACAAGCAGCAGAUUCCUUCCCGCUGACCAGUCGCGUUGACUCCCAAAAACCUCGACCCGGGCCGGCAGACGUUCGCUGAGCAGCACAGAUUACGCUGCUCCCUCUGCACACUGAAUUCAAACGGACACCAGUCAUGGCCGACUGUCAGAAAGACAGAGGACGAAGUCGCUGAGGUUUGGGGACAGGACUCGCUCAGGACAACAAAUUAUAUUGACUUAAUGUGGAUGCGGCAGCAGCCUGAACCCGUCAGGUCAUCACCAAGAUUUAAACGAUAGAAACAUCUGAGGACAAAGUGCUGCUUGACCAACCCACACAUGGAGUUCACAUAACCUGAACUCUAAAACCUUUUGUUCCUUUGGUUUAUGAGCUGGGACAUUUCAUCUGUUUCUUAAAGAGCAGAACAUGUAAAGAUACGUGUUUAUAAAGGUGGAUUUUUAUCUGUAACUUUAUACUCAAGUUAAUUGCAUCAGAUGAUCUGAUUUUUGUUUUCUGUAAAAUGACCAUAAAUAAAAGCUUGUCGUUGUA
Epinephelus fuscoguttatus (brown-marbled grouper) is the source of this 1210-nucleotide messenger RNA. RefSeq names its product nucleolar protein 7 (gene nol7). The record is from RefSeq and is a predicted model, not a curated record. Gene Ontology annotation, molecular function: RNA binding. Gene Ontology annotation, cellular component: nucleus. The transcript has 8 exons. NCBI's taxonomy places the organism in Eukaryota, Metazoa, Chordata, Actinopteri, Perciformes, Serranidae. Bases 25 to 711 code for a protein of 228 amino acids.